This is a messenger RNA of Coffea arabica (coffee), 720 nucleotides long. RefSeq lists its product as uncharacterized. The record is from RefSeq and is a predicted model, not a curated record. NCBI's taxonomy places the organism in Eukaryota, Viridiplantae, Streptophyta, Magnoliopsida, Gentianales, Rubiaceae.
AUGGUGGCAGGUGACUUCAAUGUCAUUUCCAAAUAUAGUGAACAGUCUGGGAGGACCUUUUCUAAUGAACACAACAUAGAGGAGUUUAAUGACACCAUGUUUAACUGUGGGUUGGUUGAAGUUGACUUCGAUGGUUCACCUUUUACUUGGACGAACGGCACUAUGUGGCAGCGCCUGGACAGGGCACUAGUCAAGGAAACUUGGUCGAAUAUGUUUGGAGUAACUAAAGUAUCCCACUUGGUCCGUGGGUUCCUCAUUCCGUUUUCUCAAUAUCUGGGAAAAACACCUGACCUUUUUGGAAACGAUACAAGAAGCUUGGCAAGAACCAAUACAGCUAGGGGAAUGCAUGGUUUCUUCAGAAAAUUGGUCCAUACCAAAACAAAAUUUCGGCAGUGGAAUGCCCAAUGUUUUGGUAAUAUCGCACAAGCGGUAAAGCUGGCCGAGGAGAAGUUACAUCAAUGCGAGUCUGAGUUUCAGCUACGGCGGGAUGAUGUUUCGAAGUCCAAGGCUUGGGCAACAUUUACUCUGGCUUUGGCUGUAGAAGAUGAAUUUUGGAGACAAAAAUCGGCUAUAAAAUGGAUCCAGGUGGGAGAUGCCAAUACGCGAUUUUUCCAUUCUGUGGUCAAGCAGAGGCGAAAUGCUAAUUUUAUUUUCCGUAUUAAAAGGGAUAAUGGUCAUUGGAUUGAAGAUGAGUCGAGAAUUAAGGAUUUAGCAACCUAA